Phytophthora infestans T30-4 is the source of this 266-nucleotide messenger RNA. RefSeq lists its product as uncharacterized. The annotation marks the transcript as partial. The record is from RefSeq and is a predicted model, not a curated record. Lineage: Eukaryota; Oomycota; Peronosporomycetes; Peronosporales; Peronosporaceae. The transcript has a single exon.
AUGAGGUUUACUCGCGCUUCGUCAAGUUUAAGAACCUGGAUAAGAAAACGUAAGUGGCGGUCGAUAUUGCGUCUAUCAAUCAUUUUACUAACGGCAAUUGAUGUUAGUGAGGCGUUGUUGCUGCUGUACGGCCUGAUGGACACCGCUCCGCCUCCACUGCACACCGAGGAGGUUCACCACCGUCCAGAAUUUGCAGCUACAAGCAUGGACAAUUACUCGACAGCACCUACACCUAUUGAUGUCGACAGCUCGAUGUCUGAGGGCUA